AUGACUUCGAUUGGCGCCUCACCGUUCGCUCUUCCUCCCACUUCAGCCACCUCCGCGUACCACCCAUCGCCUGUGCCCAUGCAUACAACACCGUCUCCUGCAGGGGGCUUCCAAUCGCACCCACUUGCGCCGAUGCCCAAGCAAUCCUCGUCGUCGUCGUCACUGCCCACGUCUGCACCUUCUUCCAGUCACAGUCACGCCGCCAUGCGCAACAGCGUCGAAAUCCUCGCUGCCGCGGCCGCUGCCGUUUCGUCAUCGUCGUCAGCUAAUGGAAAUCGAGCCAUCAUCCAACCUCAAGCUGCACCCUCUGCGUCUUCGUCAUUGAUGCCCACCGUGUAUUCGCAAAAGCCGAUUGGAGUGGUCGCUGCGGAUACUUCUGCUCAGUAUGCACAGAGUGCAACAAGUGCUGCCGAUUGGCACCGCAACGCUGCUGCUGCUGCACCGCUUGCCAAGCCACCCACAAAUGCAGUGCCAGAAUCGGCGCUCGCUGCCAGUUCGCUUCAAAACACUGCUGCCACCGCUGGAUUGUCGUCGGGUGGGGUGCCGGCGCCUUCUGCCAACAUCCAAAUCCGCCGCGAGCGAAACGCCAUCUCGGCGCGCAAGUCGCGGGAUAAGAAGCGAGAGUACGUCAAGGUCCUCGAGGAGCGACUCACGGUGCUCGCCAAAGCCCACGCAGAGAUGGCAGCCUUCCUGCAGACCCUGCCCGCAGAACUCGGCGUGCACCUGCAGCCGUUUGCGCAGCCCGGUCAAGUCGCCGUCGUCGAAGAGGCAAUGGCGCUUGCAGCCCUUGUUUUACAGCAGCAGGGCGCAGGCCUGGACUCCACCAUGCUGGCCCAGUUUGGCCCAGUUCAGCAGCCUCAGCAGCCUCAGCAGCAGCUGCAGGAAACCCGACCGAACAACACACAGCUCAGCACCGUCCUUACCUCCUUGGAUGCUGCCUUGGAUGCUGCCAACGCACGCAUUUCCAAGCGCGCUGCUCGUUUUAGCUUCCAGGAGAAGCGAGACCGCCGUCGCAAGGCGUCCAUGCUGCUCGAAGCGCUCGCGCUCCACCAGGUUGAUCUUGGACUUGCGCCCGCGCACUCUCGUAGCAAGCGAUCCAGUAGUGACAGUGACGAGUCUGGUGCCAGCGGCAGCGAUCAGGACGACCUGCAUCAUGACAAUCAUGGCGACAACAACAACAGCAACAGCAACGGCAACAGCAACAGCAACAUCAGAGCCGGCAGCGACUCGGCGUCAUCUUGUGCUUCCUCAGUAUCUGGCGACGACCACACGACUGCCUCCAAGCUCUCGCCCCGCAGCAGCUGGUCUUCUUCGUCCGAGGACGACGGCAGCCGCCAUGGUAAUUCGCUGGAUUUUCGUCAGUGGUCUUCGCGGGAGGUGGCCGAGUACCUCGAGCGAUGCGGGCACGCCGAUGUUGCCACCCGUUUUUUGCAAGAGGAGAUAUCCGGCGAGGUCUUGUCCAUGCUCCAGGUCGGGUAUUUUACGCAGGCGCCGCUUGGCCUCACGCUUGGCAAGGCCUGCAAGUUGUAUGAGUGUUUCCAGCAGCUCAUCAAGACCAACUAG
Molecule: messenger RNA, 1563 nt
Organism: Capsaspora owczarzaki ATCC 30864
Lineage: Eukaryota; Filasterea; Ministeriida; Capsasporidae
Exons: 3
Coding region: 1-1563 (520 amino acids)
Biological process (GO): regulation of DNA-templated transcription
Molecular function (GO): DNA-binding transcription factor activity; protein binding
Source: RefSeq, a predicted model, not a curated record